Brassica napus (rape) is the source of this 1320-nucleotide messenger RNA. RefSeq names its product probable LRR receptor-like serine/threonine-protein kinase At5g10290. Bases 794 to 1228 code for a protein of 144 amino acids. The transcript is spliced from 8 exons. NCBI's taxonomy places the organism in Eukaryota, Viridiplantae, Streptophyta, Magnoliopsida, Brassicales, Brassicaceae. The record is from RefSeq and is a predicted model, not a curated record.
UAUUGACAAUUGCCCUAUGAUUUUUUUUUGAGAAAAUGCCUUAUAUAGCACCAAAUCAAGUUUUUGUUCCCAAACUAGCACUCAAGAUCCAAAAUCACAAAAAUAAAUUUCAUUAAAUGGAAUCAUUUACCAUUAUGCCCUCUCCUUUGAUUAAUUAAAAAAAAAUCGAAAAUCUAAUCGUCGGAAACAAUCCCGUCGUGUUCAUCUUCCUCGUCCUUCACCUACGACAGAAUACCAUUGCUCCGCCGUGUUUCUUUCCGUCGUCAUCAGAUCUACCGUCUUCAGGUCAGUACAUCCGUCGUCAUCAGAUCCGUUGUGGCUGUCAUCAGAUAUUAGCUUUGUGGUGAUGUAUCUAGAAGCCGUGCCUCCGAUCGGAUAAAUAAAAGAGGAGAAUCAGUGGAUGAUAAGAUUAAAAACUUGAUGUUGAGCUCUGCAAAUACAGAGAGCAGAUUCAAAAGACACGAUCUGGUCCUGUUCAACAAGCUCUCAAAGCUCGUGCUAUGAGGCUUCUGAAGCAGAAGAAAAUGUAUGAAGGACAACGCGACAUGCUUUAUAAUCAGACAUUCAAUCUCGAUCAAGUCUCUUUCGCUGCUGAAGGUCUCAAAGAUGCUCAACAAACUCAAAUGCAUAUCUCUCUUUGUUUCUAAGCUAUUGUCCACGCCUCUGGACAUGGCUAGGUCAUAUAUGCGAGCUCGACUGCCAUGGGGAUCUCUGUCUGUGAACAAUUCAGAGUUUUGGUCACCAUCAUCAGCAGGGAUGCAACUUCUUAAGGAAGGAACACCAUUUUCUUAUAAUGCUGGAAACUUAUCCUCUUCCAAGGACUUUGAGUAGGAACAAACUUAACGGGACUAUCCCUGUGUCACUCACUGGUCUUCUGAACCUGAUAAAUCUUCUUUUUGAUUCCAAUAAUCUCAAUGGCCAGAUUCUUCAAACUCUAUUUCAGAUCCCAAAAUACAAUUUCACAGGAAACAACUUGAAUUGUGGUGUUGGUCAACCUCACCCUUGUGUAUCUGAGGUUGCCCGUUCAGGUGAUUCAAGCAAGCCAAAAACUGGCAUUAUUGCAGGAGUUACUGUCGUCCUCUUUGGAAUCUUAGUGUUCUUGUUCUGCAGGGAUAGACAUAAAGGAUACAAACGUGACGUGUUCGUGGAUGUUGCAGGUUGGUUCGUGGAUGUUGCAGCUGUACCACCUCAAAUUGGUUUGGUCUGUUUUGUGUUGUGGUUUGUUUGAACUUUAUAUAGUGGUGCUGCUCAGAACAUCAACAUCAGCACCAGAAUGAAUUUAAAAAGUUUUACAAAGUAUUAAUCUAUAUUUGCUGUCAA